UCCGAAGUAGCCUUAAGUGAAGGUGGCAAUCGAAACUAGCAUCGCCACCUCAAACUCGGCCGACGGCUGCCAAUCCAAUGGAAUGGGUUCUAAGGAAUCUCUCGACUCCCAAAAACCAUCGAGGGCUGUCCUCUCUCACGCACAAGAAAAUGGCCAGCAUCAACCCUCAGCCCAGAAUGGGUGUCCGGCCCAACCAGCCACUCCCCUCGUGGGGGGAUGGAAUGCCCUCCAAGGGUGUCGCUUCAAAGGCCGCCGGCUCCAAGCCAACCCCCAAGGUCGCAAGCGGCGUGCGCAAGCACCAACAAGCGCGAUCGGUGUCUGCCGCCUUGCAUGCAGCCAUCGAGAGGUCUAGGGUAGAAGAGGAGAAGCGGAGGGCCGCCGAGAAAAACGCCGAAAAGAGAGUUAGGAGGUUCCGCAACAAGCCGCCUCAGUCCUUUUACCCAAUAUAUCAGAGGGCUACGUCGCAGCGCUUUUUUGUGCUCGACCGCAUUCGCUGCGGCACUGAGGACUGCCCUGAGGAGAAGUUCGAGCUGGCCGGGUCCACGGGUAAUGUCUACAAAGUCCACAUCGGCCGCCGCCCUGAAUGCAACUGUCCUCAUGCCUUUGCCGGCAACCAGUGCAAGCAUCUUCUCUAUGUCAUGUCCCGCGUGCUCCGGGCCAAAUUCAACCUCGUUUACCAGCUGGCGCUCCUCUCCAGCGAACUGCGAGAAAUCCUUGACAAGGCUCCUCGCUGGCCCAGUGCUCAGGGGAGCACGUCCGACGAGCAACGUGACCACAACCGCAAGCCUGUUGAAGGGGACUGCCCCAUCUGUUUCGAAGAGCUGGCGGCUGCGACCGAUGCUGCCAAAAAUACAGUAAACAGCGAGCAGCUUGUGUGGUGCCGCGCCGCUUGUGGUCAAAACAUGCAUAGGCAGUGCUUCCAGAUUUGGUCAGCGACCAAGCGCCAGCACGAUGGCGGUUCUUCCCCAGUCACCUGUCCCCUGUGCCGCAGCGUGUGGGAGGGUGAGGCCGACGACAGCGUGGUCAAGAACCUGAAGAAAGACGGCCCGCUAAACCGGAACGGCUACGUCAAUGUGGCUGAUCAGCUAGGCAUCAGCCCCGUCAGGGACUACUCGACUUAUUCAUUGUGGUGGGGUCGCGAAAGAUACCCGUCCCGUUCGGGCCGCCGGGGCCAUCAUUAAAUCACAAGGUUUUCUUGCCCUGGUGGCUCCUAUCCUCUGAAUGCCUCCUCCCUUUCAAGCUAGAUCAUGACGUGACACGGGCGGCUUCGCCACAGAUCAGCUGGGCCGCCUUUUCGGCCACGGCGUAGACUGUUGCCUGCGUGUGAGCCGCCGGGAGCAGCGGCAUCACGCUCCCAUCCACCACACGCAGCCCCUUGACCCCGUACACGCUCAUGCUCGUCGGGUCAACCACGCCGCCCAGCUCGCGAGCCAUCAUGGCGGCCGUCCCCACAGGGUGGUCAAGGCUGGGGUUCCCUAGGUUCGCCCGGAUGGCCGCCUCUACCUGGGCGUCGCCCUCGACCGCCGCGCCCGGAAACAGCUCUGUAGCGUUCAGUGCGUUGACAACCGAAGGUGCAGCCAUGAACUGGCGCGCCCGCGCCACAGCUGCCACCAGGAUGGCGGCAUCUACCGGGUUCGAGAGACUGCCAAAGUCGACGACGGGUGGCACAGACGGGUCGGGGUCUGUCGAGUUUAUGGUGACUGUGCCCCUCGACAGCGGCUUCUGUAACGCUAGCACCACCGUCUCAGACCCGCCAAAGGCAACCUCGAGCACGCCAUAUCGCUGGUCUGCGAAACCUUUGCUCAUUGCAGCACGC
Messenger RNA from Gaeumannomyces tritici R3-111a-1, 1816 nucleotides. RefSeq names its product Znf1. NCBI's taxonomy places the organism in Eukaryota, Fungi, Ascomycota, Sordariomycetes, Magnaporthales, Magnaporthaceae. Gene Ontology annotation, molecular function: zinc ion binding; ubiquitin protein ligase activity. The transcript is spliced from 2 exons. The record is from RefSeq and is a predicted model, not a curated record. The coding region runs from base 78 to 1181 and encodes 367 amino acids.